Messenger RNA from Patiria miniata (bat star), 951 nucleotides. RefSeq lists its product as uncharacterized. NCBI's taxonomy places the organism in Eukaryota, Metazoa, Echinodermata, Asteroidea, Valvatida, Asterinidae. The transcript is spliced from 3 exons. The coding region runs from base 133 to 480 and encodes 115 amino acids. The record is from RefSeq and is a predicted model, not a curated record.
GUGAACUCUGACAACAGGGCUGAUCGUAUCUUCAGUUGAAUUUCUGACUUCAGAGCGCCAACAACUCAAUUUGUAUAAGUUCUUUUUUUUUCAGUAUAGACAGGACAGAGAACGCUGUUGUGCAUUCACAGUAUGAGGACUGGUCUCUUCCUACUGAUGGUGGUGACAUUUACAGUCACCAUGACAACCGCCAUUGACCUCAACCCCAGCAUGAUCGCGACAGUGACGAGAAUCGUCAACACCCUCGCCAAUGAGGAAGGACAGGUAACCGUUGCUGGUCGUGUCAUCAAAUACAAGGCAAAGGGGCGAGUCCACAGCUUCAAGGAACCAUGGGUGUAUGACGGUACAGCGUGGGACAUAACGAGUGGGAUCAGCGAAAAGGCUAAUCAUUACAAGAGCAAGCAGGGAGCCAUCGAACACGCCAUGUUGAAACUACUCGAGAGACUGAAGAGGGAGGGGAUCAUGAAAGACGAACUCUGAUUGGUCGAUUGGGAAUCGGUUAUUGAUCAUUAACCAAUGAAAGAGUCCGUUAUUGUAAUUUGGGUGCAAUUUGGGUGUUAAUGAGAUUAUUAUCAAGGAAGAAGGUUUGCAUGUAAAUUUUGUGUGAAAUUUGUCUAGACUUUUUUACAUCCUGUCUUUUGUAAUAUGUUAAAAUUGUGGAGUUUGGAUUUUGUCUGAUAAAGUUUUGUUUGAUAAAGUUGAUAAGGGAAUGCGCAAGUUUACUGGACGGCAAAUCUGGUUUAAAUUUUCAGUGUUUUCUUUCUCCAUGUAACAGAGGGAGAAAAGAUUAUGAAAUGUUUCAUUUUAAAAAAUUUAUUUGAUGACAGUUUUGAUACUUUUUUUCAUUCCGUGACAGCCCCUGCUUACAUUUUAGAUUGUAUUUUUGAACUUUUUGAAUUUCUAAAGAUUUGAAAUAAAAAAAAUAAUAAAGAAAUGUAAAUAAUUACCCAA